UUUCUUUUUCUUUCUAUUUUUCUUUGUUCACAAAAGAAUGAAACUCAAUCGUUUGGCGUGCAUAACCUUUUUGGUUAUUGCCAGUUGCCUUUGCAUAGUCAAAGCAGACCAACAACAAUAUGACCAAGCACCUAUUCAUGCUAGUUUACCUCAAGAUAUCACACCUGAACAAUUAGAAACAACCCAUAAAGAAAAAUUCACUUUCCAGACUGAAGUGUCGCGUUUAAUGCAUCUUAUCAUUAAUUCACUUUAUAAAACGCGUGAAAUUUUCUUGCGUGAAUUGAUCUCUAAUGCUUCAGACGCACUUGAUAAAAUUCGCUUCUUAUCCCUAACAAACCCCGAAUCCCUUGCGACAAAUCCUGACUUGCACAUCACUAUUGCUGCUGACCAUGAUAAAAAAGCGCUUGUGAUUACAGAUACAGGUGUAGGCAUGACACGCCAACAACUCAAAGAUAAUCUAGGCACCAUUGCUAAAUCAGGCACGUCUGAAUUCUUGGCCAACAUGGAACAAAACAGCGAUGCGAUCUCUCAAAUUGGUCAAUUUGGUGUAGGCUUUUACUCGGUUUUUCUGGUGGCAGACAAAGUCACCGUGGCUUCUAAAUCAAACGAUGACCCAGAUCAGCAUCUCUGGAUGAGUACGGCUGUGGAUGAUUUUACGAUUGCUAAAGAUCCUCGAGGCAAUUCUUUAAAGCGAGGCACACAGAUUACGUUGUACUUGAAGCCUGAUGCCUACAAGUUUUUACAAGAAAAAAAAUUGCAGGAAUUGGUUCAAAAAUACUCUCAAUUUAUUACGUUUCCCAUCUUGCUCUGGACAGGCGAAGAAAAAGAAGUUCCUGUGGGACAAAAUGAUUUGGAUACCUUGUUAAAUGACGAAUUGACUGAAGAAAUUGUUGGACAAGAUACCAAGACUGAGAAACGUAUGGUGUACAACUGGAAACAAAUCAACGUUCAAAAGCCUAUUUGGAUGAGAGAUCCUAAAGAAAUCACGGACCAAGAACACAAAGCGUUCUUUAAAACCCUGACUCGUCAAACCCAAGAUCCUUUGGCCUGGACACUUUACAAAGGUGAAGGUGAAAUCGAGUUUCGUUCUUUGCUCUACAUUCCUCCUACAAUGGAUGAAUCUUUCUAUCAAAAUGCUCAAAAAGAAGAAUCCAAUAGGCCUAUCAAACUCUUUGUGAAGCGUGUGUUUAUUUCUGAUGAAGUGGAUUUGUUGCCCAGAUGGCUUUCGUUCUUGAAAGGUAUUGUGGAUGCUGAUGAUAUGCCUUUAAAUGUAUCCCGAGAAACUCUUCAGAAACACCGUAGUCUUCGUAUCAUCACUCGCCAUUUGGUUAAAAAGGCCCUUGAUAUGUUUACUCAGCUCAGUCAAAAUGAUCCCAAAGCUUAUUCGAAGUUCCUCAGUCAAUACAGUAGUGUGUUGAAAUACGGUGCUGUCGAAGACCAAUCUUAUCGUAAAAAGAUCACGAGUCUCUUGCGCUUUGCUACUUCACACAACACCACUGCCUUUAGCAGUAGUUUGGAUGACUAUAUCGACAGAGCCAAAUCUGAACAAAAGAGUAUUUUCUACAUGACAGGCAGCAGUAUUAGCGAAAUUGAACAGUCGCCUUUUAUUGAAAGCUUAUUAGCGCGUGGAUAUGAAAUUAUCUACUUUACUGAUCCUAUUGAUGAAACCUUUGUUCAAAACAUUCCUGGUUACAACGGAAAGCAGUUUGUGAACAUCGCUAAAGGCGACCUGACUUUUACUGAUGAUGAUAAUGUAGACAGUGAAUUAGAGACUCAAUUCAAACCCUUGACUGUCUGGUUAGUCGAUACGCUAUUUGACCAUAUCGACAAGGCUGUGAUUUCUCGUCGUUUAACUACUUCUCCUCUUGCCAUUGUUGCUCCUCGAGAUGGCCUUAGUGGUCAUGCUCAACGUAUUUUGGAUGCACAAGGCAUGAAUAUCAAAGAUCCCAACCUUGAAUUCAUUUUACAGUCAAUGCGAUCACAAAAGAAGACAUUGGAAAUCAACCCUCAUCAUCCUGUCAUCAAGACUUUAUUGAGUCUUGUAGAACAAAAUAAGGUGACAGAUGACAUGAUUAAUUUGAUCCAACUUAUGUAUGAUACGACAGCAAUUCGUAGUGGAUUUCCUUUGCAAGACAUUACUCAAUUUGCUACUCGUGUGGAAGUUUUGAUCCGUAAAGCAGUGGGUGUCUCUAUUUUAGAAGAAGCAGAAGUCAAUGUCAAAAAGGCAAACGAAAAGACGGAAGAAGAAAAAAAAGCAGACGAGGAACUCAAAAAGACAAAUGUUGUCUAUGAAGACGACACAAUAGAUCAUGAUGAGCUUUAAAUAAGAGCUAAAAAUAGUACUUGUCUCGAAAGGGCUUGGCGGAAUAACAAGAAUCGCAAAAUACUUGAAAACAAGUUGAUUUCUGCAAUAAAGAAAAGGGCUUAUUGUCUCUCUAUUUGAAAAAAGUGAAUGAGUUUUCAUAAGCGGUGAUGAUUUCAUUCGAUAGAUGUUGAUAGUUGCCUAUUUUGGAUAUCGAAAAA
Gilbertella persicaria is the source of this 2523-nucleotide messenger RNA. Its product is annotated as Hsp90 protein-domain-containing protein. The coding region runs from base 38 to 2323 and encodes 761 amino acids. NCBI's taxonomy places the organism in Eukaryota, Fungi, Mucoromycota, Mucoromycetes, Mucorales, Choanephoraceae. The transcript has 2 exons. The record is from RefSeq and is a predicted model, not a curated record. Gene Ontology annotation, biological process: protein folding. Gene Ontology annotation, molecular function: ATP-dependent protein folding chaperone; ATP binding; ATP hydrolysis activity.